AUGGUCACAAUCAGGACCAUUAUCAGCAUAGCAGCUGCCAAGGGUUGGCUUCUAUCUCAAAUGGAUAAUUGUUACAAACAAUGUUCUUUUGAUCAUUCCCUAUUCACAAAGCAUCAAGGAGGAGAGAUAGUCAUCAUAUUGGUGUAUAUAGAUGAUUUGAUGAUUACUGGGAGCUCCCCCAACUUAGUCAAUAAUGCCAAGAAAGUCUUACACAGUAAGUUCAAGGUUAAGAACUUAGGCAAGCUGAGGUACUUUCUGGGAAUUGAAAUAUCAAGGUCAAAGAAAGGAAUCUUGCUCAAUCAAAGAAAAUAUGCUUUGGAACUAAUUUCAAAAGUAGGAUUAAGUGGUGCAAAACCAGUUGCAACUCCUAUAGAGUUGAAUCAAAAAUUGACAACUGUGGAAUAUGAUACAUGUGUUGGAAAGACAGGAGAUUUAGAGCUGAAAGAUAAUUCAGCUUAUCAAUGA
This is a messenger RNA of Nicotiana tabacum (common tobacco), 465 nucleotides long. The record is from RefSeq and is a predicted model, not a curated record. Lineage: Eukaryota; Viridiplantae; Streptophyta; Magnoliopsida; Solanales; Solanaceae.